AUGGCUACAAACGCAAAACAGAGGCUGGAAAGCCUUUCUCGACACUUGGGUUCGACUCCAAGCCACAAUGAAAGGCCGAAAUUUGAACUAGAAGACCAUCCAGGUGAUGCCGUUCGGUCUCUGAAGGUUGCUGUAAUUGGUGCUGGCAUUUCUGGAGUCAUAGCUGGAGUACUUCUGCCUGCAAAAGUCCCAGGAAUUGACCUGACAAUUUUCGAGAAGAAUGCUGAUGUGGGUGGGACAUGGUUUGAAAAUAUAUAUCCCGGAGUCCGCUGCGACAUCCCAGCAAACGUCUACCAAAGCUCAUUUGCCCCCAACACACAAUGGACAGAAGAAUUUGCCCAAGGAGCAGAGAUCCGAGCUUACUGGCAAAACGUAGUCAAGAAGCACGGCGUGUACAAGUAUAUCCAAUUCAAGAAAAAGAUAUCGCAAGCAGAAUGGGACCCUACAGCUACACAAUGGGUAUCUGUGGAAGAGAGGUUCGACAUCUUAGUUACUGCUAUUGGUCGUUUCAAUGCCUGGAAACUUCCUAACUACCCUGGAAUCAACGAGUACGAAGGUCACCUCCGACACUCGUCAAACUGGGAUCCGAGCUUUGACCCCAAAGGCAAGACCGUAGCUGUAAUAGGUAACGGAGCAAGCGGUAUUCAAGUCGUGCCGGAACUCCAAAAGGUAGUCAAGCAUCUCGACCACUACGCACGAUCCAAGACCUGGAUCGCAGGAUCAUUUGCUGGCCAUGAGCGGAAAGCUGAACCGAUUCUAUUCAGUGCAGAACAACUGAAAGACUUGGAGGAUCCCGAGAAAUAUUUGACGUACAGGAAAGGAGUUGAAGAGACGUAUUGGAGGAGAUUUGCUGCUUUAUUCAAAGAUUCGGACGAAAAUAAGAAUGCAAGGGAGGAGUUCAAGGCGAUAAUGAAGAAGAGGCUAGAGGAGAAGCCUGAGUUGCUGGACGAUAUCUUGCCCGAAUUUUCGCCCCAUUGUAGAAGACUAACGCCUGGACCCGGAUAUCUGGAAGCUCUGAGUAAGGACAAUGUGAGUUUUAUUCGGACACCGAUAAAGCGAUUCACAAAGACGGGAAUCGAGACUGAGGACGGGAUACAUCGACCUGUUGAUGCGAUUAUCUGUUCAACUGGAGCGAACAUCGACUACGCCACACCAUUUUCAGUUGUUUCAGGAGGUAUUGACUUGUCAAAGGCUUGGAAGCCUGACGGCGAAUUUGGGUUCCCGUAUUCGUACCUCGGACUUGCGACACCAGGUUUUCCAAACCUCUUCUUCAUCCAUGGUCCCAACACCUCCGGCGCUUCAGGUACCCUUCCAAACAGUGUAGAGAACCAAGUGACUCAUAUCGCACGUCUUCUGCGGAAGAUCAGCGGCGAAGGAAUCAAGACCGUGGUCCCGAAGAAGGGAGCAGCCGAUGACUUCGUUGAAUUUUGCGAUGCGUUCUUCCUCAAGACUGUUCUGAGCGAGAACUGCAGCUCCUGGGCAAAUGGAGGGAUACCCGGUGGCCGAAUCCAUGGUCUCUGGCCUGGAAGCGCAGCUCACGUGAACUUCAUCCGUCGGUCUCCGCGAUGGGAAGAUUUCGAAUAUCAGUUGAGGUCACCUAAUGGGAGUAAGAAUCGCUUUGCGUAUUGGGAAAAUGGAUGGACGAGCAAACAGCUCCAGCCUGUCGCUGACCUGACGUCGUAUCUGAAAGUUCCAGAAAAGGUAGAUUUGAAAGACUUGCAUGAGAGUUGGUGGGAUGUAUAGAUGGCAUAGAGAUCAGUAUCAGAGUAAUUGAAUCAGAC
Molecule: messenger RNA, 1781 nt
Organism: Mollisia scopiformis
Lineage: Eukaryota; Fungi; Ascomycota; Leotiomycetes; Helotiales; Mollisiaceae
Product: FAD/NAD(P)-binding domain-containing protein
Exons: 6
Coding region: 1-1743 (580 amino acids)
Molecular function (GO): flavin adenine dinucleotide binding; N,N-dimethylaniline monooxygenase activity; NADP binding
Source: RefSeq, a predicted model, not a curated record